This is a messenger RNA of Centruroides sculpturatus (bark scorpion), 685 nucleotides long. RefSeq lists its product as uncharacterized. The transcript is spliced from 6 exons. NCBI's taxonomy places the organism in Eukaryota, Metazoa, Arthropoda, Arachnida, Scorpiones, Buthidae. Bases 1 to 588 code for a protein of 195 amino acids. The record is from RefSeq and is a predicted model, not a curated record.
AUGUCUAAAUCUUCUGAUAAUAGAAAAUAUCUUAAUUGUUCUCCUCCUCCGAAUAACGACGACGAUACAACAAUAGUUAUCAAACAUUCAGCAUCGAAGCCACGUGUUAAAUUCGAGCCUAUGACUGAAUCAGAUUACGAAGAUAAUGCACCUCAUCAAACUUCUUCACAAUUAUCUAUAAAAACAACAAUUAAUAUAGACGAUUCUCCUGCGGGACAAUACAAUACAGACGAAAGUGAUAAUGAACAACACGUAUACUAUCCCAGAGCACAUCGUCCUAAGAAAAAACAAUAUAUUCCCGAACCAGAACCUGAAAAACCCGAUUUUAUACGGUAUAAAAUAGAAUUAACAGAUUCUGAUGAUGACAACGACGAUUUUGAUUAUUCUGAAGCUUUUCAAAGAAUUUUCGACGAAACAUCAGAAGGGAAUAGUAAUUCUGGAUACAGAGAUCAAAGAUAUAACGUUAGACAUCGAGUUGCUCUCGGAAGAGAUGAAAGAAACACUAAGUCUAAUCCUUCCAGACAUCCGACGAAGAAAUCUUCUGAUCUUAACGUAAAAAUAUAUGACGUCCGCGAUAAAAAUCGUUAGUUUGUAUAGGGAUUAGAAAAUUACCAUUCGUUUCGCUUAAAAUUAUAAGUAUAUAAAUUUACUAUUUCGAAAUAGAAUUUUUGUUUUGUUUUAAAUU